Nestor notabilis (Kea) is the source of this 708-nucleotide messenger RNA. It is a transcript of the gene BMP15, whose product is annotated as bone morphogenetic protein 15. The record is from RefSeq and is a predicted model, not a curated record. Lineage: Eukaryota; Metazoa; Chordata; Aves; Psittaciformes; Psittacidae. Gene Ontology annotation, molecular function: cytokine activity; growth factor activity. Gene Ontology annotation, cellular component: extracellular region. The transcript has a single exon. Gene Ontology annotation, biological process: BMP signaling pathway; SMAD protein signal transduction. The annotation marks the transcript as partial.
GCCACCGUAGUCUACCUGCCGAGCCUGCCGCUGGCCCGUGGUCGCCUCCUCUGUGCCCUGGAGCUGUCAGCCACCAGCGACGCACCUGGGGCACUGCUCAGCCCUGUCGCACGCCCGCGCCGCGGCUGGGCCGAAGCAGAUGUCACUCCUUACCUGGUGUCAAGGAAUGGCAGUGUAGGGAGCCUGGCACUGCGGCACGUCUGUGUACGUGCUGGCCGGAUGGGUGGCCGUGAUGCCCCAGUAGCCCCCAGCCACCCCUUCCUCCUCCUUUACCUCAAUGACACCCAGGCUGGACUGGCAUCUCUGGCGGCAGACCCCCAUCGGCACCGGCGUGACACAGGGACGCUGGCCCACGACCUGCCUGGCUACUUGCGGGAGCAGGAAGGGGAGAAGAGUGACUGCUCCCUGCGCCCCUUCCCUGUCAGCUUUGCCCAGCUGGGCUGGGACCACUGGAUCAUUGCUCCCCAUCGCUACAACCCACGCUACUGCAAGGGUGCCUGUCCCCGCCUGCUCCGCCACGACUACCAUGCGCCCAACCAUGCUGUGGUGCAGAGCUUUGUCCAUCAGCUGGUGGAUGCCAAUGUGCCCUGGCCCUCCUGCGUUCCCUACCGCUACAGCCCCAUCAGUGUCCUCAUGAUCGAGCGUGAUGGCAGCAUCCUUUACAAGGAGUACGAGAACAUGAUAGCAGAGUCCUGCACCUGCCGGUAA